Molecule: messenger RNA, 1598 nt
Organism: Neoarius graeffei (lesser salmon catfish)
Lineage: Eukaryota; Metazoa; Chordata; Actinopteri; Siluriformes; Ariidae
Gene: tradd
Product: tnfrsf1a-associated via death domain
Exons: 6
Coding region: 176-1060 (294 amino acids)
Biological process (GO): extrinsic apoptotic signaling pathway; positive regulation of canonical NF-kappaB signal transduction
Cellular component (GO): tumor necrosis factor receptor superfamily complex
Molecular function (GO): transmembrane receptor protein tyrosine kinase adaptor activity
Source: RefSeq, a predicted model, not a curated record
CAGAAUUCACUGAAUAGUGACGUCGCCGCGUUCCCAUACUGACCAACUGAGGCACUGUGUUUUGUCCGAGUUUUAAAACAACUUCUUUAUUCCAAAGUGCUGCUGUUUUUUCGGACAAAACCCCUUUCCAUCGACGCGCUCUGAGCGGAACAGGGGAGUCUGGAAUGCUCAGAAAAUGGACAGAAGCACAGAUACAUUGAAGUUGACUGUGAGCAGUCUGGAUGAUCGUGCAUGGUCGGGGUGUGUCGUGUUGUUCCUGCGCUGCUGUGGUCCAAAACCUGAUCUUCUGUCCUUCUACAAAGACCAGCAGGAGAAGUUCAGUGUCUUCAAGACCAUUAAACUCACUCUGACAGAUGUUGCAGGUGGACUCGAUGGUUAUGAAAUCCUCAAGCUUCAUGAUGCCGAUCCGUUCCUGGGAGUGGAGCUGAAGUUCAUGGAUAUCGUUCCCUGUAGGCGUUUCCUAGACAGCUACACGUGUGGCUCACUGCUUCAGUUCCUCUCCCAGCAUGCAUCACGCCUGCUCUCACUUCCCAACAGUGUGGGUGUUGAAGCCACACUCAAAGCAGGAACACACACCCUGGACCACAGCCUUCAAGAUCCAGAACUCUGUCUCCAGCUCAUAUACCAGUCUCAGCCCGUGCGUUUGCGGGAUGAUGAGGUCACGCAGCUCGAGCAGCAACUACAGAACAGCUAUAUUCCACCCAUCCAGACCCGGAAGGAAGUGCCCAAGAACUGCUUCCUUUUCCAGAGGCGAGUGUUUGACGACAGGCCUCUGACGCCCAUGGAUCAGCAGCGCUUCGCUUCUCACGUGGGCCGCGACUGGAAGCGAGUGGGUCGGGCAUUACAGAAGAACUGCCGGGCGCUGAAGGGGUCAGCCAUCGACAAUCUGGCCUACGAGUAUGAGAGAGAGGGGCUUUACGAACAAGCCUAUCAACUUCUGGGACGCUUCAUCCAAUCAGAGGGCCGGAAUGCCAGGCUGGGGCGUCUCAUUAGUGCGCUGGAGGAAGCCAAGCUGGUCAGCAUGGCCGAGAUCAUGUUGGACAUUCAGCCCCGAGAGUGAGGGACUUGAACUGUGUGUGUGUGUGUGUGUGUGUGAGAGAGAGAGACUGGGUCUGGUACCUAAAGGUGUACUUUUUUUUUUUUUUUUAAAGUUUAGUUUUGUACAAUAUUUUUAAUAAUGCAGCAUUGUCCAUAUGUGUCUUAGGUAAUAUAAUAUAGCACUAGGUUUAGACUGCAGGAGCCUUUAAAACCUCCUGGUGCUUGUUAAACACCCGACCACUUUCACUCCUGGUCGAUUUGAAUCUGAAUCAGAUCAAAAUUGACUCCUUUGAUUCAUUUUUGCCUUGACUGUUCAAAUCAUUAAAGAAACCAAUGAAGGAAAAAAAAACAUUCUUUGAGGUGUGUGUGUGUGUGUGUGUGUGAGAGAGAGACUGAAUGUUCUCAUAAAACGCUUUCAUUCUUUGGGUGGAAAAAUGGGGAAAAACAAACCUUUACUUAUUAAGGGCAUAUAGAAAUCAUAAAAAUGAUCUGAGCACAGAGCCAACGCCGAAGGAAUGAUUGUAUCAUCAUAUAAAUAAACGUUUUAAGAAUUUUUGUAA